This is a messenger RNA of Jaculus jaculus (lesser Egyptian jerboa), 643 nucleotides long. RefSeq names its product chromosome 1 C9orf116 homolog (gene Pierce1). The record is from RefSeq and is a predicted model, not a curated record. Gene Ontology annotation, biological process: axoneme assembly. Gene Ontology annotation, cellular component: axonemal microtubule. The coding region runs from base 38 to 448 and encodes 136 amino acids. The transcript has 3 exons. Lineage: Eukaryota; Metazoa; Chordata; Mammalia; Rodentia; Dipodidae.
CUGCCUCUGUACUGAGCCAGUUUCCCCUGAAGGACAAAUGUCCCAGGAAAACCCCCAGGAGUGUGCGGAGCCUGUGGAGCCCAAGGCCGAGGCUGCCCCGGAGAAGACCAGCGAUUACUACCGCGUGAGCGAGCAGCUGCCUGUCAGGUUCAACAACCCCGGGUGGUUUCAAGGCUAUAGGACCAAGGAGGUUGUGUCCAUAUAUAGGACCAGUAACCAAACUUACGGAAGCAGAGCACCCACUGUGCAUGAAAUGCCGAAAGUAUUUUAUCCACAUUCAAAUAAAUUUUCCAGACAACUUUCAGCUACUGGAAUGUUCCGGAACAAUACAUUCAAUGUCUUCAUGGAGAGAAGCGUGGUGACAGGCCCUGAUAACUACAUCACCCACUGUGACCGCUUGAACUUCCACCCUAGUUACAAUGUCAAUAGGCCAUCCAUCUGUGACUAAGGGGUGUGGAUGCCCCUCCUCAUGUCGACAUGGCAAGAACCAGAGCCCCCCCCCCCCGCCCAGUCCUUGACAAGUGCCCAGUUGUAAAGGUACAAACAGAUCUCACUGCCCUGCUUUUUGAAUUUCACACUAUAAAUGUGUAUGGGAAAGGUGUGAAUGAUUUGACUUUCUAUUAAAAAAUUGCUAUGGUCUGAA